This is a messenger RNA of Gadus morhua (Atlantic cod), 1424 nucleotides long. It is a transcript of the gene coq9, whose product is annotated as coenzyme Q9 homolog (S. cerevisiae). Gene Ontology annotation, biological process: ubiquinone biosynthetic process. The transcript has 9 exons. Gene Ontology annotation, cellular component: mitochondrial inner membrane. Lineage: Eukaryota; Metazoa; Chordata; Actinopteri; Gadiformes; Gadidae. The coding region runs from base 67 to 1062 and encodes 331 amino acids. The record is from RefSeq and is a predicted model, not a curated record. Gene Ontology annotation, molecular function: lipid binding.
CAACAUGCGGCGGGUCGCUUAAUAAAUUCGUCACAACACUUUCUAAACAGUCCGCUGUAGCUGGAUAUGGCGGCGCUAGUACGAGGUUUACGGAGUGUAAGGGCAUUCCGGGCCCUUGGCAGCGUGUUGGCUGCACCAAAAACGACCCAUCCCCAGUGUGCCAACCUGAGAAAAGGAUUUCACUGCGCUGCUGUUCGACUGCAGGAUGGAUCAAAAGAUGACAAAACUUCUCCAACCAGCUCCUCUUCCACAUCAAGCCAUGCUCACUACCAGUCUGAGCAGGACACAACUGAGGGUUUCCAGCAGGCUUCAGCGGCAGCAGAGGAAGGAUCCAGGUCCAACACUAGUUACCAGGAUCAGAGCGGGGAGCAGGAAGAAGAGUAUGAGACGGAGGAACAACUUCAAACUCGCAUCCUAACAUCUGCACUUGAGUUUGUCCCACUAUAUGGGUGGUCAAUGGAGGCCAUUGCAGCUGGUGCAGAGACCAUUGGGCUCUCCUCCGCAUCCACUGGUAUGUUUGACAAUGGGGCUGGAGAAUUGGUCCUGCACUUCGUUGCACAGAGCAACGCAGAGUUGAAUGAGACCCUAGCUGAACAGCAUAACCAGGUCCAGCUGGGCCAGGCUGAAAAAAAGAAGACUGCAGAGUUCUUAAGGGAUGCCGUGGAGGCCAGAUUGAGAAUGCAUAUCCCCUACAUUGAAACAUGGCCUCAGGCCAUGAGUCUCCUGCUCCUUCCACACAACAUCCCUGACAGCCUGAAGCACCUGUCCUCCCUGAUCGACGACAUCUGGUACCACGCUGGAGAUCGCUCCACAGACAUGAACUGGUACACCAAACGAGCAGCGCUAACGGGCAUCUAUAACACCACAGAGUUGGUGAUGAUUCAGGACUCCUCCCCAGACUACCAGGAUACCUGGGCCUUCCUUGAAAACCGCAUUCAGGAUGUUGUCAACAUGGCUGGCACUGCCAAACAGGUGCAGUCCACAGGGGAAGCAGUGGUGCAGGGAUUAAUGGGAGCUGCCAUUACACUGAAGAAUCUAACAGGAGUGAACCAGAGAAGAUGAUAUUAAAGGCUCCUGUCAACCCAAGUUUCACCAUACUCAAACAUAUGGCUUAUUAAUUUACACUAAAAAAUAUGUUUAUUAAUUAGUAAAAAAGGCGUACGAUUAUUUUAUUUUCAGUUGCAGAAUCUGCACAUUUCAACUGCCAGUGCUUGAUCUCUCCAUCCCAUUAAGCUGUAUUCUGUUUGUAUAAUAUAAUAUGUAUUAUGUACUGUUGAGUCAUUCUGGAACUCAUUAAACUAUUCAGUAGUUCAAAACCUCUUUAUGUGUAUUUCAUACAUCAUACAUUCAUUGUCACCUCAAUGUAUUUGAAAGUGCCUAAAUAUUGUAAACAAAAAAAGUGCAAUAAAAUGGCAGACCUUUUA